Molecule: messenger RNA, 1281 nt
Organism: Spinacia oleracea (spinach)
Lineage: Eukaryota; Viridiplantae; Streptophyta; Magnoliopsida; Caryophyllales; Amaranthaceae
Product: L-galactose dehydrogenase
Exons: 5
Coding region: 8-1084 (358 amino acids)
Biological process (GO): L-ascorbic acid biosynthetic process
Cellular component (GO): cytosol
Molecular function (GO): L-galactose dehydrogenase activity
Source: RefSeq, a predicted model, not a curated record
GAUUAGGAUGAAUGUAGCCCGGGAACUUAACUUCCUCCACCGUUACUAUUUCCAACUCAAAUAUCCUUCAUCAUCCCCCAAAACUUCUCUUCCAAAAACCCAGAUUUUAGCAACGAUGAACACCCAUCAAAAAUUAGAGCGCCGAGAAUUGGGAAACACUGGCCUUAACCUCAGUUGUGUGGGUUUCGGCGCCUCUCCUCUUGGCAACGUUUUCGGUGAUGUUUCUGAGGAACAAUCCAUUGCCACUGUUAUUGAAGCUUUUAAUCAGGGUAUCAACUUCUUUGACACUUCUCCGUACUAUGGUGCCACAUUGUCGGAGAAAGUGCUUGGGAAGUGUUUGAAAGCACUUGGUGCAUCUAGAGAUGAAUACAUUGUUGCAACGAAAUGCGGCCGUUAUGCCGAAGGCUUUGAUUUUAGUGCUGAAAGAGUGACUAAGAGCAUUGAUGAAAGCCUAGAAAGGUUGCAACUUGAGUAUGUUGAUAUACUACAAUGUCAUGAUAUUGAAUUUGGUUCUCUUGAUCAGAUUGUCAAUGAGACUAUUCCCGCCCUGCAGAAAAUUAAGGAAUCAGGGAAGACUAGAUUCAUUGGUAUAACUGGACUUCCAUUGGAAGUGUACACGUAUGUUCUUGACCGUGUUCCCCCUGGGACAAUUGAUGUUGUUCUGUCAUAUUGCCACUAUUGUAUCAAUGACUCAACCUUGGAAGACAUGCUACCGUAUUUCAAGAGCAAAGGCGUUGGUGUGAUCAAUGCUUCUCCACUUUCAAUGGGGCUUCAUACAGAAAAUGGCCCCCCAGAGUGGCAUCCAGCUUCAUCUGAGAUUAAGGCUGCAUGCAAAGCUGCUGCAGAUUACUGUAAGAAGAAUGGGAAGAAUAUCUCAAAAUUAGCUCUGCAGUACAGCUUGUCAAACAAAGACAUUUCCACUACUCUUGUUGGCAUGAACUCUGUUAAGCAGGUGGAGGAAAAUGUUGGUGCCGCUUUAGAACUUGAAACUGCAGGAAAGGAUGAGAAAACAUUUGCAGAAAUUGAGAACAUCCUAAAGCCUAUAAAGAAUCAAAGUUGGCCUAGUGGUAUACAACAAACCUGAGACGUUUUGCAGGUACUAGAUGUGUUCUUUUUUACCGCCAUCCAAAACGAAGGCAAUGUGUAAAUCUAUAGACUAUAGUGAAAAUAUUUCAUGUAAAAGUUCAUGUUUGAACUGGAGACAACUGUUGUGGCUUUCUGAGCUCAUAUGUAUGUAACUACAUACCCAAGCAAUUUCAAGAGGCUGUUUGGAUUCUUUGA